Alosa alosa (allis shad) is the source of this 1767-nucleotide messenger RNA. RefSeq lists its product as uncharacterized. NCBI's taxonomy places the organism in Eukaryota, Metazoa, Chordata, Actinopteri, Clupeiformes, Clupeidae. Gene Ontology annotation, molecular function: phosphoric diester hydrolase activity; double-stranded DNA 3'-5' DNA exonuclease activity; DNA-(apurinic or apyrimidinic site) endonuclease activity. The record is from RefSeq and is a predicted model, not a curated record. Gene Ontology annotation, biological process: base-excision repair. Gene Ontology annotation, cellular component: nucleus.
AUGAGUCUCACAAUCUCAACAAUCAAUGUGAGAAGUGUGAAGACUCUAGUGAGAGCUCAGAGCAUUUUAUCCCUGUUGAGCACUCUGAAUGCAGAUAUAUUUCUGCUGCAAGAGUGCUCCUUGCCUUUUUUAAAGAACUACAGCAAGUGGGAACAGAUGUGGACCCCGGGACCCUCCAUAUGGAGCGGGUCCAAUUUUAACAAAGCCGACUGGGUCGCCAUUUUAAUUAAAAAUCCACACGUUCUGGUGAAGGGCAGCACGGUGGUGAGACCCGGGCGGGCCCUUUUAACCCACUUGACCAUUUUAGACAGGGAUUUUAAUGUUCUAAAUGUUUAUGGUUUUAAUGAUAAACAUGACCGACACGACCUUUUAAUAGAACUGCAGCCCCACAUGCUAGGGAGGGCUCCCCUAGUGGUCGGAGGGGAUUUUAAUUGCGUUUUAAGCAGACAAGACAGAAAGAAGGUAGGGGAGGAUUUUAAUUUUGACAAAACAUCCGGGGUUUUAAACAACAUAAUUAAAGAUUUUAACUUAGUCGACUGUUACAGAAAAGUGCAUCCACGGGAGGAGGGCUUCACCUGGCACAGUGGUGACGGCGCCCGAGCCUCCCGUAUCGACUAUGUUUUAACGAGAGAUUGCCCGCCCACGGAUGCUACAUUGACCCCCCUCUUCUUUUCAGAUCACUGCAUGCUCUCCUGCACCCUUUCACUCCCCACAGGUGUGACGGUAGGUGGAGGGCUGUGGAGGCUGAACUGUUCCCUGUUACAGGAUGAGGAGAUAGUUAGAGAAUACAGGGAGCAGUUCAGCCUCUGGCAGACCCUCCAAGACUUUUACGAUACACGUGCACAAUGGUGGGAGAUGGUGAAGGGUAAGACCAAGACCUUUUUUAAGACUAAAGGUGUGGAGAGAGCGGUGUUUUAUUUCAUGUGGGGGUCCAAGUGGGAAAGACUAAGGAGGGAGGUCCUGAAGAAAAGACCUGAGAACGGAGGAAUGGGCCUCCCAGACCCCCACCUGUUUUUAGGAGCCCAUUUCACCGCCCUCCACAUCAGAUACGCGACGGCCCCAUCCAGAGACAGCAAGACAGCAGCCCUGGACCGGGAAGCAGUGAGCCCUGUUCCCGGCCUCACACUCAGUGAGGCCCAACAGGCUUGGAGGAACGCUGCCCACCCCGCCCUCCAGAACAAGCUGAAGGAUCUGGCGUGGAUGGCGCUCCAUGAGGUCCUCCCGGUCAGAGCCGUGAUGCACUCCCGGGGCAUGGCCAGAACCAACACCUGCCCGCGGCCAGGAUGCGGCCAACCUGAGACCGUGCGGCACCUGCUCUGGGAGUGCGGCGUGGCGAGGGACCUGUGGGCCGAUACCGGCCCCCUGCAAUGCCCGAGCCUGCCAGCAGGGGAGGUCCCCACAAGCUACCGACUAGUGGUCAGCGGGGUGGGCCAGGGCGCCACCACCAUCCCAGCCGCCGACUUCGCCGCGCUCUGGCUCACCCUAAACAGCACCAAAGCCGCACUGUGGACCUCCCGCAACCUGCUGGUGGGGAAGCGCGUGACGGUGCCCCUGCCAGCGUUACGGCGGCUGGUGACAUCUACGCGGCAGGAGGCGCCGCACGUCGCCAUUCGGAGGAGGGGGCCGGGGUCACAAACAGAAGGUUCCCGCCCCCCACGGCUGCUGGCUCCCGCCGAAGCACCCCCACCACUACCAUCACGGGACGGAGCAGCGGGCGGAGGGGAGGACCUCCACUGGGCGCAUCCGCGCUUGCCUCGCUUCUUCUGA